GUUUCAACACAAUGACUCACUCCCAGCUUAUCGACUGGUUUUACCUUGCCCAGGUAAACAAUUAAAAAUGGCGACCGUUGAAGACGUCAGGUAACACAGAAUUACAAUGUAAGACAGAAACUGCAGCAUGUUUUUGGAUGUGGACGACGCCCAUUUGGGUGCUACUGUUUGCCCCCUUGUUGGUCACUGCCCAAUGGGCCAACUGGCAGAACCAAAACCCUCAAAACACUAAGGAAAGUUAUUACCUAGACUCAAAUACUGAUUGUAACAAUAAGUUUGACAUUGGAGAGAACAGUGCAUUCGUGAAUGGCCUCGGUGCCACAUUAGAGAACAGUCCGCCAAAGUCUUGUCAGAUCACCUUUAGCACAGAUUAUGUCCGUGAGAAACGCAAGUUCAGGGUUGAGGUCAUAACUGCCAACUUUAAUGAGGAUGGAGUGAACUUCUAUAUCUAUGACAGUUCUACAACAGACUCUCUAUUGUAUGGAUUCGGGUUUAGAAGGGACAAGCCGGCCAACUUUCAGCCAUUGUUCACCUCUGGAGGAUUUGUGACAUUCAAGCUGGAUAAAGCUGAUAAAAGUCAGGCCAACUACAACAUACGAGUGCAUGUCAUAAGUGUCCCAGGUGAUGUUAGCAUUGUGGAUGAAUGUCCAGGUGGAGAAGGACCUGGGUGUAACUACUACUUCUACCAAUCUCCCAUUACCAAGGAAAUCAUCAUUGGUAUAGUUGGGGGUGUGUUCGGACUCAUUCUCUUUGUUAUUGCUCCCAUUAUCAUCAUCUGCUGCUAUCGAAAAUCAAAGGGAGUGAAUCGGCGUUGGGAUGAGUUCAAGCUUGGCCAGGCCAGCACAGCUGCAAAUAUCAGCAACUCCAAAGGUAGUGUACGGGCUACUUCACAUGACACAAAGUCCAAACUAUGGGCCUCCCAGAGUUCCAAAAUGGGUCUAACAAGUAUCAACAAAUCCUCCCGCAGCAGGGGAAGGCUAAGCGAGGAGGAGGAGGAUAGUGUUUUUGAUGAUGGGCCUCCAAGAAACUACCCUCCACCACCUCCUCCAUAUGAACGGUAUGACAAGUCAUCACGACGAAAUAGGGAUGAUUAUGAUGGUCGCAACCGAAGAUAUGAUCGUUAUGAUAGCAGGGAUGAGGAAUAUGACAGAAAGGACAGACACAGAGACAGAAAUGAUGACAGGUUUGAUCGACAACCUCGGAGAGAAAUGGACAGAAAACGAAGAAAUUCUCCAAGACGGUCUUAUUAUUCAGAUUCUAAUUCUGAAAUGGAGUCGUCGUUUGUACAGGCAGAAGAUGAUCACCCACAGGAGAGGUUUGUGGAGAGGAUCAUAGAGCCCCGUGUUAAGCCAAAAGCCAAGAAGACAGUAGUAGAGGAUGUGUAUGAUGAACUCAGUGAGGAUAUUGAGGAAAUUAGAAACAGCAGUGUCCAAUGUGGGCCAUCAGAUGAUGAAAACGAAUCAAACACAGAGACCACCGAUGAUGAAACAACAGAGACCGAGUCAGACUCGGACAGUGAAAAAAAGAAAAAAGAUCCAAGGGCAGCUUUAUAUUCAAAACCGAAUAAAAAGGGGAAAGUUAAAACUGUUGCGGCAAAGCCUUCACAGCCAAAUGUGGCCUUGAGCCAGCCUGGUCCAGUCAUGGCUGGCCCAACUACAGGUUAUCCUAUGGUUGGUCAGCCAAUGAUUGGUCAGCCAAUGAUUGGUCAGCCUCAUACCAUGGCGAGGCCUCCAGUCCCAGGUAUUAUACCUGGAGUGAUAGUAAGGCCAGCUACACAGCCACAGUUUGCCCCCGGUCAGUACCCUCCUGUCGUGAGACCUGGUGUCCCUAUACAGCCAGGCCAAAUGCAAUUCAGACCUGUGCAACCACCAAACUAUCCAACAGUAAGGAUGCCACACCAACAAGUCCCACAGAAGUCCCAGCCCACUCAUCCUCGCAUGGCUUCCAAUCCGCCUCCUGAUCCACCCAUGUACUCCUACCUGGUACAGCGAGGGUACACGGGAAGAUAUUCUCCAGUCAGUUCAGGAACAGGGGUUAGUAGUGAUGCCCACAUGAUCAACCUCACUGAUGACUCGGAGGGUGGGUCAAACCUCCCAAGUGGUGUAGAUCUUAUGAAAAGGACCACAGAUGUAUAAUGUGCAGUAAGCAUAUAGAAUCUUUAUGGCCUUUAUGUUGAAGCAGAAGAACUUUUAUGAUUUACUUUUUCUGCAAUAAUUCUAGGAAACUUGUAAUCAAGUCAUUACAACAAGCUUAAGAUCAUGACAAAUCGACAAAUUGUCAUUUAACAAUUGCAUAAAGUAAUUCCUGCAGAAGCUCAUAUUUGUAUAUGUUAAAUUUAUGUGCUCAGAUAAUUUUAUGAGUACAGAAAGUAAUUAUUUAUAACUAGAGAUAAUUGUAAUUAUUCUGUUUCAAUAAUGCUAGUAUUAAAUACUUGCAUGACAUAUUUUACAAUAAUGCUAGUAUUAAAUACUUGCAUGACAUAUUUUAAUCUCAUAAAUGAGAAGAAAUAAUUGUGAUACAAACCAUCAUUGCCAUUUGUGUUUAUACAUAGAUCUUGCAAUAUUGUAAAAAAAGUUUUUAUUUGUAGCAUGAUUGAAUUGUAUAUACUGUUUUUUUUAUACUAGUCUGGUAGUACCUAUACCAGUCCUGUGUGGAUGUGUGUAUUCUGGAUUCAUGUUCACUUGAACUAGGGAUUUUAAGACAAAUAAUUAUAAUUUACAUCAAAGUGAUUUUUCAAAUAAUGUUUUCCUAAGGAUACACCCGUUUCAUAAAAGUGAGCAAAGCAGUAUACAGGUAUCCAUUGGCAUGAAGCUUCUCUAUCACACAUCUUUGGUAUAAAAACCAUGUUCUGUUGUUAAGAACAAUAAAGUGUAUCAAUAUGGACAAUACGCAAGGCAUACUUAAAAUAUGUGGUUCUGCAUAAUUAUUAUUGUCAUUUAGAGUACUGAAUUCAACCUAAUAAGCACCAUGUACUACAAAACGGGGGCACUUAAUAAAAUCAUAUAGAAAGGAAACAAUUUGUGUGAUCUUUGGAAACCUUUAUCUUUGAAAAUCUUUAUAUAGUGAAAACAACCAAGAGUGUUUAAACUGAAGAUUAUAUUCAAUAUAUCAGUGAGACAAAGAAUUUUUUUUCUAUGUUUCAAUUGUGUACCCAUCUUCUUUCAUUGAAAAAUGUGGGAUGCACUAACUAGGUCAAAUAUGGUAAUAUUUAGUCUCUGUGUCAGUAAUUUACAUGACACCAUAUUGAUUUUAAUCGACAACAACUUCAAUUAAAAAAGUAACAUUAUAAAAGAUUUAGAUUUCAUCUUCAUCACUAACAACUUGCCUUACAAAUCAUGAUAAUAAAUCACAUUACCUAGAGUUAAUUUUGUAACAAAAUAGAUCAAAGGAUAUUUGCUAAUCAGGUUUUAUAUAUUGUGUAAUCAUGAUCAUUUACUGUAAAUCUGCCUGAAGUACAUAGAGGCAGCAGGAUUAAACAAUGGGUUACAAUGACAGGAUGUCUGAUGUCGGUCCAAAUUUGUAUGGGUGCUCAUGAUCAAUUAUAUGGUAAUUGUUAGUGGUGAUCUGUCACAGCUAACUUUGUAUACAUUGUUGUUAUUGAUGUUUUUCUCAAUCUAGAAUCACAAAUAACUCUCUGGCAGGGAAAUGAUUCAGUUCAAUUUUAAAGAUUUAAAUGUUGGUUUUUCUUAUUUUUCUUUUCUUUUUUUUUUUGGAAAAUUUUCAUGUUGCUUUAUAAUUACGAGACUGACAUGUACAUUUCAGCUUGACAAUGAAAAGUAUCGAUACAGUGAUAACUGGAGUUCUGUGUUGUCCUGGUGAUCGAUUAUAAUUCAUAUGUAAUCGGAAAGCAGCCAAUUAAAUUAACAAUCGAUUAUGAGAUGUCAACAUUGAUGAUUGUUUUCAAAACCAGAAGUACAAGUUCUACUUUCAUUUUCACUAAUAAGAGAAGUCAGAGUUUUAUGUCAUUUUACUAUAACGUCCAAUCAUGCUAUUUAAACAAAAUCAAUUGCAAAAACUGUAAAUGAUUACAAUCAAGAUUGUUACAUUGAAAUGGUAUGAUAAAAAUAAAGAUAACUAGGAGAAUAAAGCUAGUAUAAAAUAAAAAUGGCAGCACACUCUGCCAUGCAGGAAAUACGUCUACUCAAUCCUGGGUAAAAAAUGUUUUUUUAAGGAUCGAAAAUUGAUCAGUUGACACCAAUUACAUCCAAUUAUUGAUGUUGAAAUCUCAAACCAAUUCCCGACACUAAGUUUUGUAACUAUUGUGGAAAAGCUGUCAUGUCAGUAUAUUACUCAUCUGGAUCCAUAACCUCUUUGUGUUCAAUGGAUAUGUAUGAGGUACAUGUAUAUACAAAAGUACAUGUAAGUGUGACCGGGUAUAUUUCAUCAAUAUUGAUAGAACUUCAUUUCCCAAAAAAGAAAUAUCCUCGUUUCACAUAUUUCAUAUAAAAAUUGACAUAAGAUUAUCAGGAACAAAUCUGUAUGAUUGUAUUGUUUCUGUAUUGUGAGUUCCAGUUAAUUAUAUAAUGUCAUGGUCAGUUGGUCACCUGUCAAAUUAUUGUCUGGUAUAUGAAAUAAUUUUAUGAUUAAAAACUAUUUUCAUAUAAAAACUUCAUUAAUGUUUCUGUAGGUUCAUGUUUCAUCAUCACCAAUUAAAUGAUCGCAAUCUAUUGUACCAUGUAUAUAUACCUAAUAAAGAUUUUUAGUAAAAUAUGUUCUAGAGUUGUUAAUUAAAAAUAUCAAGACUCAGUGUAAAGUAACUAGCCGUCAAAUCACCUAUCUUUCUCAAUAGUAUACUACAUCAAGUCUAGGAUAUUUUCAUUUCUCCAGAACAACUUGUUGGUCUCCUUGUUUGAUUUAUAAUGAACACCUUUCUUAGGUACAGUCCAACAUACAUAUAUAUAGCCCAGGGUACCACGGCAGGUGGCAAUAUAAGUCGGAAAGGACUUCUUUGACCAUAUUUCAUAAAUAUUUUGACUUUAAUUGGUCCGUCUUACUGUGGCCAUAGAUCUUUUUCUUAUAAAUAAAUUGACUUCUACUGGUCAAUUUUUACAUGUAUGUUUAUGUACAUGCUACAUUUCAAGUCUUGCCUUUCACUUUUUUAAUUACUUGGGUGGGGCGAUACUUAUAUUAUCUAGAAAAUUCCUGUAGGACAAGAUACUAGAAAUGUUAAGAGUACUUUUGUUACUGGUGAAUGUCUCUGACUAUGUGACAAGAUACUAGAAAUGUUAAGAGUACUUUUGUUACUGGUGAAUGUCUCUGACUAUGUGACAAGAUACUAGAAAUGUUAAGAGUACUUUUGUUACUGGUGAAUGUCUCUGACUAUGUGACAAGAUACUAGAAAUGUUAAGAGUACUUUUGUUAAUGUCUCUGACUAUGUGACAAGAUACUAGAAAUGUUAAGAGUACUUUUGUUACUGGUGAAUGUCUCUGACUAUGUGACAAGAUACUAGAAAUGUUAAGAGUACUUUUGUUAAUGUCUCUGACUAUGUGACAAGAUACUAGAAAUGUUAAGAGUACUUUUGUUACUGGUGAAUGUCUCUGACUAUGUGACAAGAUACUAGAAAUGUUAAGAGUACUUUUGUUACUGGUGAAUGUCUCUGACUAUGUGACAAGAUACUAGAAAUGUUAAGAGUACUUUUGUUAAUGUCUCUGACUAUGUGACAAGAUACUAGAAAUGUUAAGAGUACUUUUGUUACUGGUGAAUGUCUCUGACUAUGUGACAAGAUACUAGAAAUGUUAA
Molecule: messenger RNA, 5739 nt
Organism: Pecten maximus
Lineage: Eukaryota; Metazoa; Mollusca; Bivalvia; Pectinida; Pectinidae
Product: N6-adenosine-methyltransferase non-catalytic subunit MTB-like
Exons: 6
Coding region: 138-2135 (665 amino acids)
Source: RefSeq, a predicted model, not a curated record